CCAUGGCCGUACCUGUUGCCGUCCUCGACUGCGACCUCUUGCUCUACGGCCGCGGGCACAGGACUUUGGAUCGCUUCAAGCUGGAGGAUGUCACGGAUGAGUACCUCGUGUCCACGUACGGCUUUCCCCGGCAGUUCAUCUACUACCUGGUGGAGCUCCUGGGAUCCAGCCUCUCUCGCCCUACGCAGCGCUCCAGGGCCAUCAGCCCAGAGACUCAGAUCCUCGCCGCCCUGGGGUUCUACACCUCGGGCUCCUUCCAGACUCGCAUGGGGGAUGCCAUCGGCAUCAGCCAGGCCUCCAUGAGCCGCUGCGUCUCCAACGUCACCGAGGCGCUGGUGGAAAGAGCCUCGCAGUUCAUUCACUUUCCCGAGGACGAGGCUGCCGUGCAGAGCCUGAAGGAUGAUUUUUACGGGCUGGCAGGCAUGCCGGGAGUGCUGGGGGUGGUCGACUGCACCCACGUGGCAAUCAAAGCGCCGAACGCGGAGGACCUGUCCUACGUGAACCGAAAAGGGCUCCAUUCCCUGAACUGCCUGAUGGUGUGCGACGCCAGGGGGGUCCUCCUGAGCGCGGAAACGCACUGGCCGGGCAGCCUGCCCGACUGCGCCGUCUUACAGCAGGCAGCCCUGACCAGCCAGUUUGAAACUGAGCUGCAUAAAGACGGCUGGCUACUCGGUGACAGCUCCUUCCUGCUCCGGCCGUGGCUGCUGACCCCUCUGCACAUCCCUGAGACACCUGCUGAGUACCGUUACAACAUGGCCCACUCUGCCACGCACCACGUCAUGGAGCGCACCCUCAGGACCCUCCGGGCGCGCUUCCGCUGCCUGGAUGGCUCCAGAGGCACCCUGCAGUACUCCCCAGAGAAAUCCAGCCACAUCAUUCUGGCCUGCUGCGUGCUCCAUAACAUCUCCCUGGAGCACGGGCUGGAUGUGUGGUCCUCACCAGCUACGGGACACGUGGAACAGCCAGAAGAAGAGUAUGAGCAGAUGGAAUCCGUGGACUCUGAAGCCUGUCGUAUUCGUCAGGAGCUUUUACUGACUCAUUUUAGUUAG
Messenger RNA from Merops nubicus (carmine bee-eater), 1049 nucleotides. It is a transcript of the gene HARBI1, whose product is annotated as harbinger transposase derived 1. The record is from RefSeq and is a predicted model, not a curated record. Bases 3 to 1049 code for a protein of 348 amino acids. The transcript is spliced from 2 exons. Lineage: Eukaryota; Metazoa; Chordata; Aves; Coraciiformes; Meropidae.